ACCGGAGGCAAGGGGGAAGCAUGUAGGGGAUCCAAACUGUCCCCUGCCAUGCCCGCUGGAGCGGGGUGACGGGCGAGGGGGACCUGUGGGCUGACCCCUCCUAGGGAUGAACUAGAGACCUCUGAAGCUGCAGGGGGAUGACCAGGAUGGCUCGCGGCAGCAGUGGCAACGAGAGCUUGUUGCUGUACUUUCGAUGGAAUGGUCCAGGACGCCAGUCCUUGCUUAGUGACCACGUGACUUGCAGCAGCUGGGACCCGAAUUCCCUCUCCGUAAACCUGGGGUUGCCCGCCCACCUGAUCCAUCGCCACAAGUCCUGGUCAGCCUAUACCACCUACGUGUCUCCGAUGGUGAGGGGAUUCCUCCAACUCUCACCUCUGGAACUGGAAAGCCCCAAGACGGGCGGCCCGGCUGACAUCGCCCAAGAAGGGCAGCAAGUAGAGAGUGAGGGGCCACCCCAGUCAGCGCUCAGCCCUCAGAAUUCAGCAGCCAUGCCCCGGGGCCAGGAGCUGGCCCCAGAUUCAGCCCAGGGCCCUUCGGCGUCAGGAUAUAAGGUCAUUUUCUCGCGGAAACCCCCACUCCGGAUACUUCCCUUUGGCUCCCAAACCGGGCACAAGGAGGGAGAGGAAAGGAAGUAUCAGCAGUUGAUGCUUGAAGAAUGACUUUCCCUCUGUUUGGGUCACCAGUGCUGUUCCCCGUGAAAUUUCUUUCAACAUUCCUUUAAAAGGCUCUACCGGACACCCCAGACUCAUUUUGGGUCAGAGUCGUAACAGGAAAGGAUCAAAACC
Molecule: messenger RNA, 785 nt
Organism: Tachyglossus aculeatus (Australian echidna)
Lineage: Eukaryota; Metazoa; Chordata; Mammalia; Monotremata; Tachyglossidae
Gene: CDRT4
Product: CMT1A duplicated region transcript 4
Exons: 3
Coding region: 138-659 (173 amino acids)
Source: RefSeq, a predicted model, not a curated record